AUGAAUACAUUGACCGUAUUCGCUUUAGCUACUCUUAUUUGUUUCUCUCAAGCUCGUCCGCAGGAUGAAUUGAUGUACGAUAACGAGGAAACCAGAGAAAUUGUUGAAUGGCUAUCAGAAUUUGUUUAUGAAAUGAUGGUAACAAUAGACACAUAUUUGGCGCCCUUGUAUCAUGAAUUAGAAGAUUCGAGGAGACGACUACAAAUGGACAGUGGUGAUAACAAUAAUACGGGGUCGUUAAACGGAGUAACUCCUCCUACUGGGCAGUCCUAG
Molecule: messenger RNA, 273 nt
Organism: Diatraea saccharalis (sugarcane borer)
Lineage: Eukaryota; Metazoa; Arthropoda; Insecta; Lepidoptera; Crambidae
Source: the annotation of a GenBank genome assembly